Molecule: messenger RNA, 1152 nt
Organism: Melampsora larici-populina 98AG31
Lineage: Eukaryota; Fungi; Basidiomycota; Pucciniomycetes; Pucciniales; Melampsoraceae
Exons: 5
Coding region: 1-1152 (383 amino acids)
Source: RefSeq, a predicted model, not a curated record
AUGGGCAAUGUUGGUAUGUUUACUAUUGAUAAGGCUUUAGGAGAGCUUGGAGGGCGCCGCAGACCUAGCGGUUACCAAAUAUUCCUGAAGUAUAGCAAUGAGAUCCGACCUGAGCGCAUGCCGAAAAAGGGUGGUGAGAAAGGUAUCUUAGCAAACCGAAAUCGUAUACUAGGAGCAAAAUGGACGGCAAUGCCACUUCGUCACCAAGAAGUGUUUUCCCCCCCAAUAUUUUAUGCGCUCUCUGGCCUCACUUAUACUAAAGAAGUGAUUAAAGAGAAUGAUGACCUAGAAGAUUCUGAGGACGAAGCCGAAGUUGAAGAGGCUAUUCAUACUUUCGAAUUUGAGCCAGGAGAACGUGCUGAGUUCGAGGCUUUGUAUGAUGAGCUGGUUUGGAAGGCCAAAGUAGCUAAAGAAUAUAGCAAAUCGGUAUCCGGUAAAUCACAAGGUCCUACACUUCCUGAUUUUAACCGGCAGUCGCUCAAAUGUAUUGAGCGGCUUCACAAACAGAUUGGAGACGAAUCGAAAAAUAUGGGAUUCGGUUACUAUCUCUUAGCAUGUAGCACUUAUGCUUCAACCAAAGUAGACACCUCUUCACGCGGUUGGUGCAAAGAGUACACAUCGCAUGAAGAUAUGGCCACAUAUGUUAAUAAAAAGUGUAACUUUGCAACAUUGUUUGGAGCCACUGCACAAGGCCUUUCUGUCGCUGAGACAGUUGCGGAAACAAUUGGAGGAAAUGUGAAGCAUAAACAAUGCGGGAGAAAAGCUGACGCUGGUGAUGUAGUGAAGUCAAAGCUUGCGGCGACCUUAAGAAGCAAACUAUCUUCUUUACUAGGACGUGAUCAAGGGUUUCCUCAUGGCCCAGACCCCGAAGCCAUUUUCAAAGCUAGAGGUUACAACAUCAAGAUGGUACAAAUGCCAGGUUCGACACUUACACAUGAAACUCUGAAGCUUGGCUUUGCUCGAAUGAAUAGGAGUAGGUCCCAAUGGCUGGAUGAUAUCAAUGCUGAUCUUUUUAAGUUGGAGAAGAUUGAUUCCAAUGUGGAUGUUGAAGCAAAUAAAGAAAAUGUGCAUGAGUUUGAAGAAGAUGUUAUCUACACGCAGAUUGUAAAUGAGAUAGAUGAGGAGGAAGAAUGGAAUGGAUUAGGAUUUUGA